Bombina bombina (fire-bellied toad) is the source of this 1913-nucleotide messenger RNA. It is a transcript of the gene TMEM59, whose product is annotated as transmembrane protein 59. Gene Ontology annotation, biological process: positive regulation of autophagy. The transcript is spliced from 8 exons. The record is from RefSeq and is a predicted model, not a curated record. Lineage: Eukaryota; Metazoa; Chordata; Amphibia; Anura; Bombinatoridae. The coding region runs from base 18 to 950 and encodes 310 amino acids. Gene Ontology annotation, cellular component: lysosome; late endosome.
UAUUACUAAAUAACAAGAUGGCGGCGUUUCGGUUGUUAUUGUUGUUGCUCGCUGUGUUUGCGGGAGCCCGGGCGGCUCUGGACGGGGCUCUGGGGGAGAGUUCGGGCUGUCAGCGGGUGUGCGAGGGGACAUACAGCCUGCACACCUACCCCGAGGAGGAUGAGCAUUUUGCCUGCCUCAGAGGCUGCCGGCUCUUCGCUAUAUGUCAGUUUGUAGAUGAUGGAGACGACCUGAAUAAGACUAAACAGGAGUGUGAUUCUGCGUGCAUGGAGGCCUAUCAGCAGCCUAAUGAGCAGUACGCCUGUAAUAUGGGCUGCACCAGUCAGAUGCCAUUUGCAGAGAAGAGACAGGAAGAACUAAAGUCAUUAAUGCCACAGAUUCAUCUGCUCUUUCCAAUCACUUCUGUGAGAUCUUUCUGGAGUAACAUGAUGGAUUCUACACACAGUUUUAUCACCUCUUCCUGGACGUUCUACAUGCAGGCCGACACAGGGCGGAUUAUUGUGUUCCAGUCUGAGCCUGAAAUCCAGCAAAUGCCCCAGCUCCUGUCUGAGAACCCAGUUCCCAGUGACCUCCUGCUGGACAAGGCAUCCUCUGAUAUUGUGUCCUCAGAACCCACUGGAGAAGAUUUGUGGCAGAGCAGAUCUGGCCUGUUGGAUGGAAUGAACCGUCUCACUGGUUGCUUCUCAGUGAACACCAGCUGGCUCCUGAGUGCCACCCUUGUGCUCUCGGUGCUCGUCCUUCUCUGGAUUUGUUGUGCUACAGUUGCUACUGCAAGCGAUCAGUACAUACCGACUGAGAAGCUGAGUAUUUACGGGGAUUUGGAAUACCUGAAUGACCAGAAGCUUCACAGAUACUCCCCCUCAGCAUUGGUGGUUGUACACUCAAAUCACAAUGAAGAGGAGGCAGGACCGCUUCCAGCCAAGAUGGACCUAACCAAGUCUGCUCUAUAAGGUCGCUCCUGCCGCACCUUUUGUCACCUUCUAGAAGCCUGAAGAAUUUGUGCAGCUUAUGGAUGAAGUCUCAGAUUGCAUUAAAAGCGUUAACACUUUGAACUUAUACGUUCCUUGUGGGUCUGAGAGUAAGAAUCUCUUAUCAGUUCUGGUAAAAGUGCUGUCCAGCAUAAGGCAAAUUAAUCAACCUAUCAUAGCUCCUUUGCAUUGAUUUUAUUUCUAAUUUUGGCUCUGGCAGGAGUGGACGAGCACCCUGAUGUGCCCAUAUCCUGCUACAUAUGAAAAAGUGCCUACUGGAGCCGGGGUGAGGUUUACAAUAUGGGGUUAUAAAGUGCAAUCUGGGGCCACUAGUAGUGGGUAAUGAACAUAAUCUUAUUGAACAGAAACUGUAGUUCUAUUUAGUUAUGGAGUUAGAUGCUAAUGAGUUUACACUGAUUAUGUGCUGCUGGGAGGGGGGUGUAAUAAACAUAUGGUGUAUAGUGCUUCAGAAACCUCAUUAUCCCAUCUGUUGUAUGAUUGUACUGGAUAAGUAAGGACUGGAGUGUAGUGCAGAAAGUCCUGUUGUUGCUAGGUCUGCUGUCUGUUCUGCUUGUGUCACUCUAGAGUGUCUAUACUGCUCUUCCCCAAAGGAUUUACUGGGUGAUGAUUUCAUCAUGAUUUCACACAAUCUUAAAUAUCAUCUGUGGGUUUAAAUAUAUUUGGGUUUAACAAGUCGUGUGUAUUUCUGUUUACAUGUUUUUAUUAUUUUUUUACUCAUUUAUUGCUCAACAAAACAAAUAUACCACAAAAUAGGACGACUGUCCCAGAGUAAAAUGCAAAAUGAUUACCGAUCUCGGGUCAACAAUUUUAAAAGCUGACAUUUAUAGGUUUUGUAUUUGAGUAAAAGGAACAUUUUUUUUUGUUCUAUAAACUACUGGCAACAUUUCUCCCAAAUUCCAAAUAAAAAUAUUGUCAUUUAAAGCA